UCACCGAUUAAGGCACCAAAGAAACCCAUAGCCUCCAAGGGAGCCGACAAGAAACCGAAGAAACCGUCGACUCACCCUCCUGUGAGCGACAUGGUUUUAGCCGCUAUCAACGCCCUGAAGGAACGUAACGGAUCCUCACUGCAGGCCAUCAAGAAGUACAUCGCCGCCAACUACCUUUGCGACGUUGCAAAGUUGGCUCCGUUCGUCAAGAAGGCUCUGAAAUCCGGUGUCGAGAAAGGAAAGCUGCUGCAGACCAAGGGAACUGGAGCUUCGGGUUCAUUCAAGGUUAAGGCCGACGCUAGGAAACCAGCUGGCGAAAAGAAGGUCAAAAAACCAAAGAAGGAGAUCAAGGCUAGGAAACCAGCUGACAAGGGAAAGGUUGCCAAGAAAUCAAAAGCCACUGCUGCUAAGAAAGCUGAUGAAAAGAAGGCUCCGACCAAAUCUGCCAAGAAGGCUACCGGAGUAAAGAAAGCUGCUGCUUCCAAGCAGAAAGCAACUAAACCAUCAAAGACCGCAGCUAAGAAACCGAAGACCCCUAAGCCGAAGAAAGCUGCUCCAGUCAAGAAAGCCGCCCCGAAAAAAGUCGCUGCUAAAAAGUAA
Molecule: messenger RNA, 600 nt
Organism: Sabethes cyaneus
Lineage: Eukaryota; Metazoa; Arthropoda; Insecta; Diptera; Culicidae
Product: histone H1-like
Exons: 1
Coding region: 91-600 (169 amino acids)
Biological process (GO): chromosome condensation; nucleosome assembly; negative regulation of DNA recombination
Cellular component (GO): nucleus; nucleosome
Molecular function (GO): double-stranded DNA binding; nucleosomal DNA binding; structural constituent of chromatin
Source: RefSeq, a predicted model, not a curated record